Messenger RNA from Pedinophyceae sp. YPF-701, 4014 nucleotides. The record is from the annotation of a GenBank genome assembly. Lineage: Eukaryota; Viridiplantae; Chlorophyta; Pedinophyceae.
AUGGAGCUGCUGGAAACGAGCUCGCUGUGGCCGUCGCUGCGAGGGAGCUCGGUCGUCCUGCGUGCCGCGGACGGCAUGACGCCGUUCAUGGCCGUGGAUGUGCGCGCGCAGAGUGCGGGGGGCGAGGCGCUGCGGCUGUACGUGCUCACAGGCGCCGGCGUGUGUUGGUCCAUCCCCGCUCUCUUCCCCCGCGAGGCCGAUCCGCGCAGCUCGAGCAGGCCGGUAGAAAGCCCAGGGCGUGAUUGGACGAGGGCCUGGCCGCAGGAUCUCCAGGGACGCUUCACCAGCCCGGCGGAGGAGCGAGAGCAGUCCACGCCGCAGGCGGCGAUCGCGAAUUUGGCUGUCGAGCACGCGACGCGCCGUCUCCUCAUCCCGACAGUCGCGGCGCUCGCCGAGGUGUCGGGCAUGGCGGUGUGCAGCGGGCGCGUGGUCCUCGCUGGCAACGCCCCGGACGGCGCGGGCGUCGUCGUCGCCAUCCCGUGCGGCUACAUCGACUCGGACCGCCCCACGGCUGGCGAACCGUUCUACGAGCUCCAGCACUCGGAGUCCCUACCCCAGAGCAUCUACAAGCGCAUCUUCGGCGCGCCCGGCGGGCCGUCCGUGGCAGCGGUUGCGGCCCUGCCCACCGCGUCCCCCGUCCUCGCCGUCGUCCGUUCGUCCGGCGCGCUCGAGAUAUGGGACGUGGAGUUCAGCGACCGCCUCGCCAGCACGUCCACGCCGGCCUGCGACGGCGCCGUGCUCGUGUGCGAGGACGGGCGCGACGCGGCGCUUGUCGGGAUCACGCACUCGCUUCCCGACGGGCGGUUCGCGGGCAUGUCGCUGUACUGCGUCACGGCGGACGGCGGAGGCUCCACCGCGACGUCCGCGGGCAUCGCGCAGAAGUGGCACUCCGCGGACGUGCGGGGGGAGGCAGUUGCGAUCGCACGCGCCGGGCCCGGGCGGACCCCGGCCGUUGCGGUGCUGCUGCGGGCCGGCGACGUCCGCGUGUGGUCAUCUGCGGACGCGCGCGCCCGCAGCGGAGACGUCGAGUUCGAGACGGUGCGCGAGCGCGCCGAGGAGGCCGUGUCGUGGGCGCGCGGGAGCGGUCCGAGGGCGGCAGUCGAGCGCGUGGCGGUGCGGGAGGCGACCUCGGACGAGGCAACUGCUAUGGUGCUGGAAUCCCUGUGCGCCGCUGGCGUACCCGCAGCGGCCGAGAGCGCGCGCCGUGUGGUGACCGUGGACCCGGAGCGCGGCGUGGACCCGGAGCGCGGCGUGGCCCCGCAGGCGGUACAGGACGCGUCGGUGCGGGCGUCGCUGGAGUGGCAGCAGGGUCAUGUCGCUGUUGGCCUGGCGCGGGACCCGGCGGGGGCGGUCGUCGUUGGUCGCGCGGGCGGGAUCCUCGGGAUCGGCAUUGCGAGCACGUCGGCGUACGGCGGCGCGGAUUCGGGGCUUGCCGAGGCAUGUUCCGUCAUGGUCAAGUUGAUUGGGCCGACACUGCGCGCUCGAGUGUCGGUGGGCGCGCUGGCAGGGCGGGACCUCGCGGGGCUCGUCGAGGACCUCGCAGCGUCGCUGACGCGCGGGCCGGAGCUCGUGGGGCUGAACCAGCGCGAGCGCGAGGAGGCGGGCAGGUGGCGGGCGCGCCUGCGUGUCCGUGUGCUGAUGGCGGCGCGCAGGACCGUGGACAGCCUCGGCGGGUCCGCUGCGGCGACGGUACGGGCGCUGGCGAUGCAGCUGCUGCCUACACGAGAGGGGACGCAGGAGCUGCGCCCCGGGGACGUCGAUCCGCGGCAGAAACUGCUGGGUGCAGCAGCAGCGUCAGUGCUCGCAGAAGAGCGGGUGCACGAGGCGCUGGCGCUGGCCACCCUGCUGAAGCUGCUUCCGCGGACCGGCGGCGACGACGGCAUCGCGGAGGUCUAUCCGGACGUCCUCGGCGUCCUGCAGCGCCUGCUGGUCGUGCGGUGGGUGCUACGCCUGCGCUCCGGCGGUGCUGCGGCUCCGGACAUCGAUGCGCGGCCCCGCGGCCAGAGCCCGCUGACGGCGUCCGUUGGCGCUCGUGCAAGCCCUGCGCGAGCGCUCCGUGGGACGCCGCCGCUGUGGGAGCUGUUGGAGGCGGUGGGGGAGGGGGGGGUGCUGCACGUGCCGCGCGAAGGGGUCUCGGCGACGGCGCUCGGCCGCGCAGUGUGCGCGGCGUUCGUGUCUCUCGGCGACGAUCUCCCGGGCAUGUUGUCGUCGCUGUCCGUCGGCCUCCUGCGCAAACGGCCUGAGGACGCCACGCGUGGUUGGUUGAGUCAGCUCGCCGCGCUCGGAGCCCCGGGCAGCGCGUCGAAGAGCGAGCCCGCGCUGCUGCUCGCCAACGCCCUCGGCAUGCUCGGCACCGUCCAGCGCCACGGCUCGGCCAGCAAGGCAACAGACCUGAUGCUGCGUGCUGCUCGCAGCGCUGCAGCCACGGCCACCCAGGGCGACCGAGCCGCGCUGGACCGCUUCCUCGACCUGCUCAAGUGCCUAGUAGGCAGCCAUGCGCGCCUCGCCGACGACCUCGCGGAGGCACGAAUCUUGCUGGAGCUGUUUGAGCACGUUCGCUAUCUUGGCAUGGCGGUGGUGUUCUCUCCGCUUCUCGACGCCGCGCUGCAGGCGGCGCUCGCUCACAGCGCGGACAGCGAGGACGCGCGGACGCUGGCUUCGACCGUGUGGGCGCGGCGCUUCGCGGUGGCGCUGGCGGACUGCGACUACGCGUCCGCGUACGCCAGCAUCGUGUGCGCGCCCGGGUGGGUGAGCGGCGCAGCGCGGGACUGCCUCGAGGACCUCGUGCAUCAAAUGCUGUCGCGUGGGCUCGUCGAGGAGGUCUGCGGACUGCCUUGGGCGGGAACGCUGCCUUGCUCCCAGCCAGGCCAGACGCUGUGCACAGCCGCUCAAGUCGCCGACGUGCUCGCGCGGAGGGCGGAGCACGCGUCGGUUGCGGCCUCCAAGUGCCGCUACCUCACGCUCUACGCGUUUCACGCCACGCGCCACAACUUCCGCGCCGCAGCGGCCGCCAUGCUCCAGUACGCACGGCGCCUGUCCGCGGAGGCCCCGGCGGGCGCGGAAUCCGCCGACGAGGCCCACCAGGCCCUCAUCACGUGCAUCAACGCGCUCCACCUCGUGCCCGAGGAGCAGCGCUGGCUGCCACUGCCGCAAGAGUCCCCGGCAGACGCGGCUGUGGCCCAGCGGCAGCGACACCGCGACGCCGGCAGGGCGACCCGCUCGCUCGUGACGCUGUCGGAGCUAGAACAGGACGUUGCGCUCGCCCGCGCAUGUCGCGACGCGACGCGACGCGGAGCGCAACUUCCGCUCAGCCGGGACCUGUCGCAGGUGGUUGAGCGCCUCGUGCAACUCCGGGACUUCGCGGCGGCGACGGACCUGAUCUGCGGUGCCGCGCGAGCCGUGCCACCUCGCGAGGACCCACAAGUGCUGCGCGGGCUCGCAUGCAGGGCCGUCUCCGAGCUGGCGGAGGUCUGCGCAGAGCAGCAGCGCAACGCAACGCCUUCGCGUGCGGCUGCACCACGGAAGGCCUGGCACCAGCUGCGCGUAUCGAUUGAGUCUCUGCGGGGCGCUGCGCCGGCGCUCGACGUGGUCGCGGCGGCUGCGGACGCAGUGCUGGGCAGCGGCUCAUUGGGUUCGGCACACAAGUGGCCAGUUGCCUUGCCUCGCUGGCUGCGGGACAUGCUGGUCAGCCCGCAGCGCGGCACGGCGGGCUUCGCUGGCCCUGGGCACGACCCUGCUGCUCUUCUGCGGCUGCUGCUGCGGCAAGGGAUGCUUGCAGAUGCCGCAGAGGUGGCGCUCGAGUGCUUGCGUGCGGCGCACUGGGCGCUGGACCAGCCUCACGCUGCGGACCACGCUGGCGCGCAGUGGGUGCCGUACGACUUGCUCGCCGAGCUCGCAGGCAGGCUGGAGGAGGCGGGAGAAAGGAAGCUGCGGAGAGCUCUGCUAAUGGCCUUGGUCGAUCGGGGCGACCAGCUUGCCGUGUUCCGCGCCCAGGGCGUCGGACGGGGAUGGUAG